CCUGUCCUGUUGGAAACGGUAGCGCCAAAUUUAUGUACCCAAUGAUGUUAGCGGCAAAUUAACGAUCAUAGUUGGAGAGAUUGCCAUUGGUGGUCACAGUCAAAUUCACACCAUAAAGAUUUUCUGCAGCAUUGGAUCCAAGGUAAGGAAAAUCUAUUUAAUUUUUUUAAAUGGAGCAAGUUGAAGAACACCAGAGUGUAAAUAAUGAAGAAGCCGAAAAUUCUGUCAUUGUCAAUCAACAAGAAGGAGGAUCUACAGAUGACCGUGCAUAUAUAGAUGUUGAAGCUAUUACAGUUAGAGAGGAUGUCAUCAAAGAUGUUGUCGAUCUGACAAAAGAUAAUGCUACUUCAUUUGUCGAUUUAACAAAAGAGGAUACUCCUCGUCAGCCGCUAAGGAGAGCAAGAGCUCGCUCAAGAAGACAGCAAAAAUCGUCCCAUCCAUAUGGACAGCGUCAAUCUACUUCACAUGAUACUUCAAUUGAAAUAAUUCCAGAAUCGAGUUCUCCGUCCCAAUCAGUUGAAAGCUCGCCGGAGCAAAACUCUGGUAAAAAAAUAUGUUGUCCUGUUUGUAUGGAUGAUAGCGAUCGGAUAAAUCGAGGGACAAGGCAGUUAGUGUCAACGACAUGUGGCCACAUAUUUUGUAACGUGUGUUUGCAGGAGGCUGUGCGGAUACAACGGAAAUGUCCCACGUGCCGCAGAAAACUCAAUGUUAAACAAUACCACCCAAUAUUUAUUUAAAACCGAAGCAUCUCUUCAUUCUUUAAUUUAAUUUAUACGCAUUGUUGAACUUUGCAAACCCAACAGGUCUUGCAGUUUCUAGAAUCCUAGAUUAGUCAGUUCAGUUUUAUCAGUUCAUCUUGGCCAGGGGUGUAGUGGUAGGGGGGCUCGAGGGGAUUGAGUCCCCUUGUUAAUGCCAAAAGAAGCAAAUUCUGAUUUUUUGCAAUGUUUUGCACAAGGGCCUCCCUCUUGUUAAUUUCAUAGCUCUACACCCCUGAUUUUGCCCAGCUGUUUAGUAGUGCCGUCCUUCCCUCUAGCAAUUUUCUAUAGAUAUAAAUUCAUCGAGCUUCCGUACUGAACAUUUCACUUUGUCCAUAUCUUUUUUCCCAUCGACAUUAACAUCUACAUUAGCCAACCAGAGAUGCCACUGAAAUAGCCUCGUUUUUAAGUUAGAAACGUUGGUUUGUUCCUUUGAAAGGCCACGUGUUUGGUGACUGAAUCCGAUAUGACGUCAAUUUUCGUUCAUGAAUCUUUAUGAACACCUUUGCUUUUAAUUAAGGAAGACCCAUAACUGUGCUUUGUUCACCAUUACCCAUUUAGUUUGUUUUCGUUCACUCUCUGUGUAAUUUCAUGCACAUUACUAGCUUUUUGUUGAUUAAAAGUAAUGGUCGCAAAAUGAUUCAACAUUGAUAAAAAAUUUUAAGUUGGAUUAGCGUUUCGGAAACAUUAUCAUUGUUUGUUGCUGUUAUUGAUAAGAAUAUGAAAUUGAACCUAAGCAUAUUUUCUAAAAUCAUUGCUAAUUAUUUUCUACCUCUUAUUAUUCAUAACCAUACCAUCGUUAAUAUAUGUAGAAUUGUUUGGUUGUCAAAACUAUUUUUAUAUAACCACAUUAAUGAAACUAAUGACUUGAAUGUGUUAGUGAGAAAAUGUUUUAAUUGGUUCUUAUCUUUUCUAUUUAUUACUCUUUGUGCAAAGUAUUCAGUCUGUUUUUUCUGAAUUCUUGCGAGGACAUCUCAUGCCCGCAAGAGAGUGGGGCAUUCAUAAAGUAAAGAGCACGUUAUUGUUUAGAUAAUUUAAAUUACGAAUUUCUAUUAGACGAUGAAAAUUUCGUUCCAGAAUAAAAAUUAGUUAGAUGUGUCAUUUAUUUUUGCUUACACACUGCUGCUUUAGCUAUGGAAAAGUAAGUAAAGCUUUUUUUUGAAUAACACAUGUUGCUAUCUGUGGCUUUUCAUGUACAGGGACAAACGAAGUUAUGUUGAUGGAGUAACAGAAUAUAUUAUUCCACUCAGCUAAUAGGUUUAGCUUGCGAAUCCAUCAACAAUAGUUUAAAAAGGGCGGUUAAGCAAAAACAAUGUCCCGUGUAUACUGGAUUCACUUUGAAAUACGUUCUAACUACAGGCGUACUCCUCUGAUAAGG
Messenger RNA from Rhopilema esculentum, 2133 nucleotides. The record is from RefSeq and is a predicted model, not a curated record. Lineage: Eukaryota; Metazoa; Cnidaria; Scyphozoa; Rhizostomeae; Rhizostomatidae.